This is a messenger RNA of Pipra filicauda (Wire-tailed manakin), 864 nucleotides long. Its product is annotated as olfactory receptor 14J1-like. Gene Ontology annotation, biological process: G protein-coupled receptor signaling pathway. Gene Ontology annotation, cellular component: membrane. The record is from RefSeq and is a predicted model, not a curated record. NCBI's taxonomy places the organism in Eukaryota, Metazoa, Chordata, Aves, Passeriformes, Pipridae. The coding region runs from base 1 to 864 and encodes 287 amino acids. Gene Ontology annotation, molecular function: olfactory receptor activity; G protein-coupled receptor activity. The transcript is spliced from 2 exons.
AUGAUCGUCCGCAAGGACUACAACUCCCACAGCGCACCGCGCAAAGCGCAGGCGCGGCGGCGAACGUGCGGGCAGGGGCCGCGCGCUGAUUGGCUGCGGUGGUGUUUUCUGAACGCGGUGCGCGCGCAGAGCGUCGCCUUGGCUUCCGGGAAUCGGGGAUGGCGCCGGGGCCUGUUUGUCGCUGCAGAGUAUUUCCUCCUCACCAUCAUGUGCUACGACCGCUACGUUGCCAUCUGCAAACCCCUGCACUACGGGACCCUCCUGGGCAGCAGAGCUUGUGCCCACAUGGCAGCAGCUGCCUGGGCCACUGGCUUUCUCAAUGCUCUGCUGCACACAGCCAAUACAUUUUCCCUGCCCCUGUGCCAGGGCAAUGCCCUGGGCCAGUUCUUCUGUGAAAUCCCACACAUCCUCAAGCUCUCCUGCUCACACUCAGGCUCCCUCAGGGAAAUUGGGCUCAUUGGGGUUGGUGUCUGUUUAGUGUUCGGUUGCUUUGUUUUCAUUGUUUUCUCCUAUGUGCAGAUCUUCAGGGCUGUGCUGAGGAUCCCCUCUCAGCAGGGACGGCACAAAGCCUUUUCCACGUGCCUCCCUCACCUGACUGUGGUCUCCCUGUUCCUUAGCACUGCCACAUUUUCCAACCUUAAGCCCCCCUCCAUCUCCUCCCCAUCCCUGGAUCUUAUUGUGUCAGUUCUGUACUCGGUGGUUCCUCCAGCACUGAACCCCCUCAUCUACAGCCUGAGGAACCAGGAGCUCAAGGAUGCCCUGAGGAAAAUGAUGACUGGGUGUUUUUCAGGAGCAACAACCUUCCUCUCUUCUUCUGCAGAACACUCAUUGUGUAACCUUUUACUGGCCCAUCCUGCCUUCUAA